Molecule: messenger RNA, 2255 nt
Organism: Erinaceus europaeus (western European hedgehog)
Lineage: Eukaryota; Metazoa; Chordata; Mammalia; Eulipotyphla; Erinaceidae
Gene: FZD9
Product: frizzled class receptor 9
Exons: 1
Coding region: 190-1956 (588 amino acids)
Biological process (GO): canonical Wnt signaling pathway; non-canonical Wnt signaling pathway
Cellular component (GO): plasma membrane
Molecular function (GO): Wnt receptor activity; Wnt-protein binding
Source: RefSeq, a predicted model, not a curated record
GGCCCGACUCAGGCUCCGGCCGCUCGCGCACUCAUCCAGCUGCUGCGCUGGCGCCUUGUCGCGGGCCGGCGGCUUCCCCGCGCGCGCUGCCCGGGCCCGCGGGCGGCCUGGCUAUGGCCGGCGGCCCGCACGAAAGCGGCGGGCUCGCCGGGGAGCCCGAGUGAGCCGGUGGAGGGGGGGCCGCCGGGCAUGGCGCGGUCGCCGCCGCCGCUGCUGCUGCUGCUGCUGCUCGGGCCGCUGCUGGCGGCGGGCGGCGCGGCGCUGGAGAUCGGUCGCUUCGACCCGGAGCGCGGACGCGGGCCGGCGCCGUGCCAGGCCGUGGCCAUCCCCAUGUGCCGCGGCAUCGGCUACAACCUGACCCGCAUGCCCAACCUGCUGGGCCACACGUCUCAGGGCGAGGCGGCGGCCGAGCUGGCCGAGUUCGCGCCGCUGGUGCAGUACGGCUGCCACGGGCACCUGCGCUUCUUCCUGUGCUCGUUGUACGCGCCCAUGUGCACCGAGCAGGUCUCCGCGCCCAUCCCCGCCUGCCGGCCCAUGUGCGAGCAGGCGCGCCUGCGCUGCGCGCCCAUCAUGGAGCACUUCCACUUCGGCUGGCCCGACUCGCUCGACUGCGCGCGGCUGCCCACCCGCAACGACCCGCACGCGCUGUGCAUCGAGGCACCCGAGAACGCCACGGCCGGCCCGGCUGAGCCGCACAAGGGGCUGGGCAUGCUGCCCGUGGCGCCGCGGCCCGCCCGGCCCCCCGCAGACCCAGCGCCCGGCCCCUGCGCCAAUCCCGACAAGUUCCAGUACGUGGAGCGCAGCCGCUCGUGCGCCCCGCGCUGCGCCCCCGGCGUGGAGGUCUUCUGGUCCCGGCGCGACAAGGACUUCGCGCUCGUCUGGAUGGCCGUGUGGUCGGCGCUCUGCUUCUUCUCCACCGCCUUCACCGUGCUCACCUUCCUGCUGGAGCCACAGCGCUUCCAGUACCCCGAGCGCCCCAUCAUCUUCCUGUCCAUGUGCUACAACGUGUACUCGCUGGCCUUCCUGAUCCGCGCUGUGGCUGGGGCGCAGAGCGUGGCCUGCGACCAGGAGGGGGGCGCGCCCUACGUGAUCCAGGAGGGCCUGGAGAGCACGGGCUGCACGCUCGUCUUCCUGCUGCUCUACUACUUCGGCAUGGCCAGCUCGCUCUGGUGGGUGGUGCUCACACUUACCUGGUUCCUGGCGGCCGGCAAGAAGUGGGGCCACGAGGCCAUUGAGGCGCACGGCAGCUACUUCCACCUGGCGGCCUGGGGGCUGCCGGCGCUCAAGACCAUCGUUGUGCUGACCUUGCGCAAGGUGGCGGGGGACGAGCUGACCGGGCUGUGCUACGUGGCCAGUCUGGACGCUGGGGCACUCACCGGCUUCGUGCUGGUGCCUCUCUCCUGCUACCUGGUGCUGGGCACCAGCUUCCUCCUGACAGGCUUCGUGGCCCUCUUCCACAUCCGCAAGAUCAUGAAGACGGGCGGCACCAACACUGAGAAGCUGGAGAAGCUCAUGGUCAAGAUUGGGGUCUUCUCCAUUCUCUACACCGUGCCGGCCACCUGCGUCAUCGUCUGCUACGUGUACGAACGCCUCAACCUGGACUUCUGGCGCCUGCGGGCCUCGGAGCAGCCCUGUGCCGCUGCCACCGUUCCUGGGGGCCGGAGGGACUGCUCGCUGCCUGGGGGCUCCGUGCCCACCGUGGCCGUCUUCAUGCUCAAGAUCUUUAUGUCGCUGGUGGUAGGCAUCACCAGCGGUGUCUGGGUCUGGAGCUCCAAGACCUUCCAGACCUGGCAGAGCUUAUGCCACCGCAAGAUGGCAGCAGGCCGGGCGAGGGCCAAGGCCUGCCGGGCACCAGGGGGCUAUGGCCGCGGCCCCCACUGCCACUACAAGGCCCCUACGGUGGUCUUGCACAUGACUAAGGCGGACCCCACUUUGGAGAACCCCACGCACCUCUAGGGACCUGGCCGUCCGGCUGUUGCCCCCUGCCCGCCCCCCUCCACAGGGGACAGCUGUCUUGCAGCUGCCCAGCUGUCAAGGUCGGGCGAGGGAGCCAGGGACAGGGGUGGGCCUCCUAUGGCCCUCACUCGUUUGUGGGGGCCUAGCAGUGAAGGGAGAGGGCCCAGUGGAUUCCCCAUGGGGCCUGGGGUGGCGUGUGGAGAGGAGGGACGGGGGCAGACUGCAGCAGUUUAUUUAAUGAUGUAAUUUAUUCUGGACUUCCUCUGGAAGCUGUGACUGCAAUAAACCCCCCGUGUGGC